AUGGGAGACGAGUGGCCAUUGGUGGCCGAUGGUGUGAGGGCCCACCUUCAGAGGGUCUACAGAACCCCGCUGCGCUUGGAUGCAGCAUUUGAUUCUGAUGAAGAGUGUUUGCAACUGGUUGCAGCAGAGUUUCCAGACAUGGUAGGUGAAGAUUUGGUUAACACUGUAGCACAGAUAGGAAUUUGGAAAGAGUCCAUGGAGCGUCCUUUCAAGCGCACUCGGAAAGAGCUGGCACAUCAGGUUUUGUUUCGUCUUCCUUUUCCUGGCCAGGCUUCAGUUCAGGAUGAGUACAACCGGUUGACACAGACCAGUUCCAUUUGCAUUCUUGAGAUGCACAUCAAGCGGAAGCAGAAGAAGCAUCGGGAGGACCCUGCUGAUGCAAGAGCCCGUCGUUUCGAUGCAGAGCGUCGCAAGUAUGCAAGGCUUCUAUCUCAAGUCAUCAUCCAAGCCGAUCUUCCGAUUGUACAGCUUGUCAAGACCUUGGACGAUCCAGAAGCUGGCUGGCUGCACAUUUUCGCAGCUCGGAGAGGCAACACUUUGAAGAACAGGUACAAGGUCUGGAGGCCAUUCGAGAUGUGGCUGGAGUGGCAUAGAGGUUACCUCUUUCCCAGAGGGGUCAAGGAUGUCAUUGACUACAUGCAGCACAGGGUCGAUGACGGAUGCGGCAGGACUGUGCCGCAGGCUCUCCACACUGCCCUGGCUUUGAUUGAGAGCUUGGGGCGUGUCCCGGAGGGUUCCAAGAUCUCAGAAGAUCCCCUUUGGCUGGGGCAUGUCAAGUCAUGGAGUGCAGAACUUUCUGAAGAUGCUCCCCCACGCAAACCAGCAGAGAUGUACACGACUGCAAUGGUGCUGUCCUUGGAGCUCACAGUGGUUUGCGAGACAGAGCCCUUGUUUGUCAGGGCUUUGAGUUGGGUGGUGCUCUGCAUGAUUUGGGGAGCUAUGAGAUGCGAUGAUGUACAAGCAGUGCUGCCAAGCCGCACAGUCCUUUCAAAUUACGGGUUGAGGCGCACUGCCGUGGGCUGGGAGCUCAUGCAGGCCAGCCUCCUACUCCCAGAUGGGUUGGAGACCUUCUUUUCUGGCCAUAGCCCGAGGAAUUACUUGACCUCAGUGGCAGCAGCACUUGGCUUCCACAAGGAUGAGCGAGCCUACCUUGGGCGUUGGAGCAUGGGAAUGGUCUCAUCAGAGGAGUACGUCAGGACUUCUCGUCAGGUGGUCUUCAAGAUCCAACGGGAGGUCAACCGAGCUUUGGAUGAGAACAUCGACAGGUUGGCUGACUUUGCAGCUGAGUCCGGAGCGAACAAGAAGAGGCACACGGUGUUGGUCCCCUAUUUGGAAAAGGUCUCACUGGGCGGUGUUUACCCAACCUUGGAAGUCAUGCCGGGGGAUUGGGACCCCGACACACACGGCGAGACCGAGGAGGCGAUUGCUGGACAGAUUGCAGCUCAGAGCCUCAAGGAGUCGAUGGUGCAGUCUGGACCCUCGAAGUUCUUCAUCACGGUGUCGAGGCGUGCUGGUCUCAAGAGGCUCCAUCUCACCGGGUGUUUUGUACGCCCAGAUCGGUGUUGCGAGGUCAUCCAUUUAGAUGUGGUCGGCCAAGAUGAUUUCGAUGCCAUUUGCCAGGCGUGCCGCAGAAAGAUGUUGGCCGAAAGUGGCAAAGAUGGGGGCGAGCUGUCGUCCUCGACGGCAUCUUCGUCUUCAACGGAGUCUGUUGCCAGCAGUGGCAACGAGCCGCUAGGGUGAUCGCAGUUGCGACCUCUUCCG
Molecule: messenger RNA, 1761 nt
Organism: Cladocopium goreaui
Lineage: Eukaryota; Dinophyceae; Suessiales; Symbiodiniaceae
Source: the annotation of a GenBank genome assembly